Molecule: messenger RNA, 1926 nt
Organism: Triticum turgidum subsp. durum (durum wheat)
Lineage: Eukaryota; Viridiplantae; Streptophyta; Magnoliopsida; Poales; Poaceae
Source: the annotation of a GenBank genome assembly
AUGUCGCUCCAAGUAUUCCUGUGGGACGGCGAGCACUCGGUAUCUCGUGCCGCUCCUUGGACAGGAUAUCUAGGCAAACAACAACUAAUUGGGGACACAAAUAUCAGCGAUCAUAUCAUCUACCUAGCCUAUGUCGACAAUGACGAUGAGGGAUACGUUACUUAUAGCCUCUCGGACGGCGCCCCGCGCACCAGGUUUGUGCUAACCUACUAUGGUGAGUUUCAGAUCCAAAGCUGGAGCAGUAGGUCAUCAGUAUGGGUUGUCGUCUGGAAGUUUCCAACCGUUGAAUGCAACCGUUACAGUUACUGUGGCCCCUAUGGAUACUGCGACGAGACGGUCACGAUACCCACCAUGCCAACAUGCAAGUGCGUAGAUGGCUUUGAGCCGAGUAGCACGGAGGAGUGGACCAGCGGCAGAUUCUCGGCGGGGUGCCGAAGGAAGGAGACACCACAAGGGUGCAGUGACGGCUUCGUGGCCUUGCCGGAUAUGAAGUUGCCUGACAGGUUUUUGUUUCUAGGUGGAGGUAGGAGUAAGUAUGAGGAGUGCGCGGCUGAGUGUAACCGCAAUUGCUCCUGUGUGGCAUACGCGUUCGCCAACCUGAGCAGCAGCAGGUUUGGAGGACACGUGACGAGGUGCUUUGUGUGGUCUGGGGAGUUAAUAGACACGGGAAAGGUGGGGGAGCUCAGUGGCGCGACACUCUAUCUUCGACGUGCAGGCAUGGAUGCAACAAAAGGUAAAAGAACAAAGGGCAACACAGUGAGGAUUGUGCUGCCAGUCGUAGGCUCUGGUGUUCUGAUACUCAUAUGCAUCUCCCUUGCAUGGUUAAAAUUCAAAGGCAAGAACAAGAAAGGGACGAAGCGAAAGAAGAUAAGAUUGGAGGAUAUAAGUAUCUCCGAUGAAUUUGAAAAAGAAAACCUUCCCCAUCACCAAGAAUUUCCAUUUGUAAGAUUAGAAGAAAUUGUCCUUACAACCCACAAUUUCUCUGAAACGUGCCUGAUUGGACGGGGAGGCUUUGGUAAAGUAUACAAGGGAAUGUUAGGUGGUCAAGAAGUUGCAAUCAAGAGGCUAAGUAGAGAUUCUCAACAAGGAACAAAAGAAUUUAGGAAUGAAGUAGUUCUAAUUGCCAAAUUGCAACAUAGAAACUUGGUUCGACUUCUUGGAUGCUGCAGCGAGGGAGAUGAAAAGCUCAUGAUAUACGAGUAUCUGCCAAAUAAGAGCUUAGAUGCUACCAUUUUUGGUGAGUCGAGAAAAUUGCUGUUGGAUUGGGCGACACAGUUUCGUAUAAUCAAAGGGAUUGCAAAGGGACUUCGGUAUCUUCACGAAGACUCAAGGCUCACCAUAAUUCAUAGAGGCCUCAAAGCUGCAAAUGUUUUGUUAGAUGCAGAUUUUAAACCCAAGAUAGCAGAUUUUGGUAUGGCGAGGAUCUUUGGUGAUAACUUGGAAAAUGCGAAUACCCAACACGUUGUUGGAACAUAUGGCUACAUGGCUCCUGAGUAUGCAAUGGAAGGUGUCUUCUCUACCAAGUCUGACGUCUACAGUUUCGGCAUGUUACUACUGGAGGUUGUAACUGGUAUAAGGAGAAACUCCAUUAGUGAAACCAUGGGGUUCCCUAGCCUCACAGUAUAUUCAUGGAAUAUGUGGAAGGAAGAUAGGACCAAUGAGCUGCCGGACUCAUCUAUCCUAGAUACUUCACCAGAUGAAAUUCUGCUUUGCAUCCAUGUAGCACUCUUGUGUGUCCAGGAGAACCCCGAUGAUAGGCCGCUCAUGUCAUCUGUUGUGUUUGUCCUAGAGAAUGAGAACACGCCACUUACAUCCCCCAAUCUCCCCGCCUACUUCGCGAGACGGAGUGCUGCAAUGAAUCAAAUUAGAACUGAUAUCCAGGCAUCCGUGAACAGUUUUACUCUUACUGAGAUAGAGGGACGAUGA